UGACACUAAGCUCACUAUUUCUGUUUUGGUUUAAUUUGUGUAUAAUUCUUAAUUGAAAAAGUGUUGAUGCUUUUAAAUGAAACCCUUUGAAUAGUGAUCUUGAUAAACUAGUUUUUGUUUUGUGAAUUCAUGUUUGGUCUUCAACUGAAAAUGGACUUUGUGUUUGAGAGUAAAUGAGUUACAUGGACAAUUGGAAAGGAAAUCUCGAAUUUAAAUUAAUUUAUGAACAAGGUCAUUAGACAGAAGACAGUGCAUAACAAAGACAUAUGACAAUAUAUUGUUGGAGAUAGAAGUUGCGGACUAAACAAUCAGACUAAACAUUUAUAAAUACUGAUAUUGGAGAUUUGGAGGUUUCGUGUCAUCCGGGAUUGAAGCCAUGUCCACGGGCAAGGUGGCGGUGUAUGCUGUGCACGCAUUAGCGGCCUUGCUGUUGAUGCCCGGUUGCCAUGGUAUCUUUGAAGUGGCGGGGGAUUCCCUACAUGCUCACCUGUUCACGAACUACACGGCGGAACUGAUUCCCACGUGCAUCGCUGGCAACGUCAUCAACAUCACCUUAGACGUCGCAUUACGUCAGAUUGUCAAUUUGGAUGAAAAGGAACAAGUUCUCUCCACAAACGUGUGGCUGCGGAUGGACUGGAAGGAUCGUCGGCUCAGGUGGGACCCGGCCCUCUACAACAAUGUCAAGGUCGUCUAUGUAUCUUACAAGAGUGUAUGGGUGCCUGACCUCGUGAUUCACGACUUCUGCGUUAUCGUAGGUAAAUCACGUCUUCUUUGUGCGGAAGAGCAGAUGAUGCCGGGGAAAGAAGACUUCCGGGUCAAAGUUCGCGCUACCGGCGACGUGCAUUACAAGUUCCCAACGUUGCUGCGCAGCAUCUGUCGCGUUGACGUUACCAACUUCCCGUUUGACAGACAGACGUGCGAACUGAAGCUAGGUUCCUGGUCCUACAACACGGCCUACUUGGACUUCUACCAGCGUCCACAAGACCAACGGAUGGGAAUCCUGGAGUAUUUCGCCAAAAACAACGCCUGGAUCGUCGAACAUGUGGUGUCCAAGCGUUACGUUCAGGAGUUCGAUGACGGAAAUUUUUCUGACAUCACGUAUACCAUCUACUUGAAGCGACGUCACAACUUCUACGUCAUCACAAUCAUGUUCCCGAGCAUACUUGUGAGCAUCGUCGCCGCUGUCGGUUUUCUACUACCCCCAGAGAGCGGGGAGAAGGUCUCCCUGGAGGUGACCGUUCUCCUGUCACAGGCUGUCUUCUUGCUCCUCAUAUCUGACUUCCUGCCGCCCAGCUCCGACAAUAUGCCUAUUCUGGGCCUGUAUUUCGCCGCCUGCAUGAUCCUCGUGAGCUUAUCUCUCGCACUUGCCAUCCUCGUGCUCAACGUGCAUCACCGUGGUGACGUUGCCGGCAUCCCACUUCCGGUCUGGCUUCGCGCCCUUCUCCUCCGCACUUGCCCGCCGCGCAGGCACAGGAGAGACACACAGGAGAUACUUCCGGACAUAAACUUUUGCACAGCUUCGACCAUGGAUAUAUCAACAAUUGACUCGGAACUGAAACCACGUGACAACAACUCAAACAGGUGCUCGCAAACAAUCACUCUCGGAAUACCUCGGUGCUUUUCGUCGGCUGACAUUAAACAAGAUUUGCAUGAUGAUCGGAUGCUUGUUAUGCUAAGAGAACAACUAAAAGCUCUUCACGGAAUACAAAAACACCUGGCUGAUAUCAAUACUGCGGAUAUCGAGUCGAGAAAUGACAUCAAUCCCGGAAAUGACGUCAGCGAUGAUGUCAACACUGAUGACAAAGUUCAUUGGCGUCGCUUAGCCCGCGUUCUUGACCGGAUAUUUCUAGGAUUUUAUUUGGUUUGUUUCGCCAUAGUCACCCUGAUUUUUAUUGUGCAACUUUGUCACCCGCCUGAAAAUGAAUUCAAACCAAACACGUUUUAAUGUUUAUAGACAGAAUUGACCUAUUUUGUCGUUAUCUAUGUCUGGGGAUGCGCGGUGUCUCCGAAAUGUACAAAAGCAUGACUUGUAACUGAUGGUACAGAUGUAGUAUUAUGUGUGUGUUUGUGUGAAUGUGUGUGUAUAGGCAAA
Molecule: messenger RNA, 2092 nt
Organism: Mya arenaria
Lineage: Eukaryota; Metazoa; Mollusca; Bivalvia; Myida; Myidae
Product: neuronal acetylcholine receptor subunit alpha-10-like
Exons: 10
Coding region: 377-1945 (522 amino acids)
Biological process (GO): nervous system process; regulation of membrane potential; chemical synaptic transmission
Cellular component (GO): neuron projection; membrane; synapse
Molecular function (GO): extracellular ligand-gated monoatomic ion channel activity; neurotransmitter receptor activity; transmembrane signaling receptor activity
Source: RefSeq, a predicted model, not a curated record